CACUUCCGGGGCAGCGGCACCGGCACCGGAAGUGGCGGCGGUGGCUCAGGCCCUGAGGAGCUGCCAGCCACCAAGUAAAGAUUCCAAGAGACUCACAAUGGCCAACGGGAGCUGGGCCACAGAUCGAGAACAGCUCCUGAGGAGGGUGCAGGACCUGGAGGAGGAGGUGAAGCAGCUGCAGGAGAAGCUGUCAGAGGGCAAAGAGGGCACUGCAGUGAAGGACACCCCUUCAACCUCCAGGAAAUCCAAGCAGCAGCGGCCAUUUGAUUUCAGUGCCCACGGCCGCAGGCACGUGGCACUGAGGAUCGCCUACCUCGGCUGGGGGUACCAAGGCUUUGCCAGCCAGGAGAACACCAGCAACACGAUUGAAGAGAAGCUGUUUGAAGCCCUGAAGAAGACACGGCUGGUAGAUAGUAGACAGACCUCCAACUAUCACCGCUGUGGGCGGACAGACAAAGGAGUCAGUGCCUUUGGACAGGUGAUUUCCCUAGAUCUUCGCUCUAACCUCUCGAAGGAAAAGAAACUAAAUGGCUGCACGGGUGACUCGGAGGGAAAAAGCAGUAAAUCUGAGGAAGAGCUCCGCUACACCCACAUUCUGAACAGGGUGCUCCCACCUGACAUCCGUGUGCUGGCCUGGGCCCCCGUGGAGCCAGACUUCAGUGCCCGGUUCAGCUGUCUCAAGAGGACCUACCGCUACUUCUUCCCCUGUGCAGACCUGGACGUGGCCCUCAUGCAGGCUGCAGCCCAGCGCUACGUGGGGACGCACGACUUCCGGAACCUCUGCAAAAUGGACGUGGCCAAUGGCGUCAUCAACUUCCAGAGAACAAUUCUCAGCGCCCAGGUAACGUGGGUGGAUGGGGGAGCUGAAGGUGGCCUGCGGGACCCUUUCCGACUGUGCCAGUUCGAGGUGACGGGACAGGCAUUCCUCUACCACCAAGUGCGCUGCAUGAUGGCCAUCCUCUUCCUGAUCGGACAAAGGAUGGAGGGCCCAGAGAUCAUCGAUGAGCUGCUGGACGUGGAGAAGAACCCUCGAAAACCACAGUACAGUAUGGCUGUGGAGUUUCCCCUGGUCCUGUAUGACUGUGAGUUUGAGAACAUCCAGUGGCAUUAUGACCAGGAAGUGCAGGAGUUCAACAUUACCCACCUGCAGCAGCUCUGGGCCAGCUACGCCGUCAAGACUCAAGUGCUGCACGACAUGUUACGAGGUCUGGACGCUGCUCCGGUGGCUGCAGGGAAAGACCCAGGGAACGCCGCCCCUGUGCUCUGGGGAGACCUGAAGCCUCCGGUGCACAACCAGGCCAGCAGCUUCGUGGAAGGCGUCCGUGCCCGGGCCUACAAACCGCUGCUGGAGCGGCCGCGGUGCGAGGGGCUGGAGUCCCGCAUCCAGCAGUGCCUGCGCAGGGGCCGCGGCCAGGCCGAGCGGGCGGCCAAACGGCUGCGCACGGGGCUGGCGGAGCGGCUGCGGGCGAAGCGGAGCGAGGAGAAGAAGAAGAAGGAGGAGGAGCAGCGAGAGGUGGCCGUGGAGCCGGCGCGGAGGCGGGCCCGGCAGCUGGCCGCGCUGCAGCGGGUGCACCACAACGUGCUGGCCAAGGCGCUCCGGCAGCGAAUCGUGUACCAGAACGAGGAGCUGGUGGUGCUCAACAAGCCCUACGGGCUGCCUGUGCACGGUGGCCCUGGGGUCAAGAACUGUAUUGCUGAUGUGCUGCCAAUUUUGGCCAAGAUGCUGAUGAACAUGAAAGCUGAACCACUGCACCUGUGUCAUCGGCUGGACAAGGAGACAACGGGUUUGAUGGUGUUGGCACGGAGCAGGGAGGUAGCAGACAGGAUCCGGCUCCUCUUCAAAACUCGCCAGGUGGAAAAGAUAUAUUGGGCAAUUAGUGUGGGGAGCCCAGACCCUGCUGAGGGCAUCGUGGAAAUCCCCAUGGUGGAGAGGGAGGUGCAGAGCCACCAACCUCAUUACAAGAUGACUCUGGCCCCAAACUACCGCAUGUCUCCUGAGGAUGGAAAGGUGCUGAAAAUCCGCAAGAACCGCAAUGCUGAAAACGCUGUGACGCGGUAUCGCGUUCUGGCUACCUCGUCUGCCUGCUCUCUGCUGGAGCUCCAGCCCAUCACAGGAGUGAAGCACCAGCUCCGGGUUCACCUGGCCUAUGGAUUGGGGUGCCCCAUCCUGGGGGAUCAUAAAUACUCACACUGGAGCAAGCUGGCACCUCAGAAGCUUCCUGAAAUAACUCUGAAGAGGUUGAAACUGCAGCAGAGCAAGUCUCGCCACCUCCCCCUGCAUCUCCAUGCUUACCGCCUCUCCCUGCCUCUGGGCACCGGUGGGAGCAAGCAGACAGACCUUGUAUGUGAGCCACCCAGCUUCUUCCACAGGACGCUGAGGCAGCUGGAGCUGGACAUUGCUAAGGAAUAGGACGAGGCUUGUCAGCAGGACUGAUCCUUUGCGUCUCCAUACUUCUGGCACAUGAUAGUGCAGGAUCCAGCUGUGCUGCACUGGUGUUUCACUCACAGCAAGUGGUGUAAUGAGGUUUGUGUUCUGCUACUUGGGAGACACCUUGCCUUCUGGGUAAUGGAGUUGCUGGCUUAACCUCUGUGCACUUCUUGUCCACAGUCCAUACCUGAUAUGGAGCAGAAAACGUGGUGGGUGCACUCUUGUUUAUAGUGAUGAGGCUGGGUUGAAACUGGGCACUGACCAUUCUGUGCUCUGAACUUGUCCCUGUCCAAUAAAGAACCCAGCUUCUGCAAAGGUGAA
Meleagris gallopavo (turkey) is the source of this 2749-nucleotide messenger RNA. RefSeq names its product RNA pseudouridine synthase D4 (gene RPUSD4). Gene Ontology annotation, biological process: pseudouridine synthesis. NCBI's taxonomy places the organism in Eukaryota, Metazoa, Chordata, Aves, Galliformes, Phasianidae. The record is from RefSeq and is a predicted model, not a curated record. Gene Ontology annotation, molecular function: pseudouridine synthase activity; RNA binding.